Molecule: messenger RNA, 885 nt
Organism: Merops nubicus (carmine bee-eater)
Lineage: Eukaryota; Metazoa; Chordata; Aves; Coraciiformes; Meropidae
Product: bestrophin-4-like
Molecular function (GO): chloride channel activity
Source: RefSeq, a predicted model, not a curated record
CCAUCCCUGGGUAUCAGCAGGUUGCUGCUGACCGAGGAGCAGAAGCACCUCCACACCAAAGAGGCUCAAUACUGCAACCGCUCCACGGACCUCAUCCCCAUGCCAUUCAUCCUGGCCCCUGAUGUGCUGUCUCUUGCUGUGGGUUUUUAUGUCAACCUGAUUGUGAACUGGUGGUGGGCUCAGUACACUCGCAUCCCCCUGCCCAACCAGCUCAUGUGUGUCACCUCUAGCAAUGUCCACAGCAAGGACAAGAAGGGACAGACCCUGCAACGCACCCUCCCACGCUACGCCAACCUGUCAGCACUCCUCAUCCUCACUGUCAGCACCAGGGUGCUCAAGCGCUUCCCCACCAUGGACCACAUGGUGGAAGCGGGCUUCAUGAUGCAGGAUGAACACAGGAAGUUUGAGAGCCUGCACUCCGACUUCAAGGAGUACUGGAUCCCUUGCAUGUGGUUCACCAGCCUGGCAGCGCAGGCCCGGCGGGACGGCCGCAUUCGUGGUGAUGUGGCCCUUCGCCUGCCCACGGAUGAGCUGAACCUCUACCGGGCCAAGUGCAGCACGUUGUUCCGUUACGACUGGAUCAGCACCCCACUGCUUUACAUGCAGGUUGUCACUAUCACCAUCUACUCCUUUGCCUUCUGUGUCAUGGGGACGCAGUUCCUGGAGCUGUUAGAGCCGGAGCAGCAGGGAGACCUGGACAUGUACACUCCCCUCUCUACCCUUCUGCCCAGCCUCUGUGGGGCUUGCAUGUGUGAGGAUGUGGAGCAGAGCCAGCCAGUGGAGGCCUCGCCAAGCAUGCCGUGCAUCCAGACGCCUCUGCUCAGCCGCUGCUUUGCUGCUGCAUCCCCUGCCAGAAGCAUCAAAGACUUUGGCCAGGGAAGCUGA